AAAAAAAGAAAAAAAAGAACAACUCACUCCCCAAUUUCAAAAUAUAGGACCGUUAGAGAGAUCCUUCCCCAAACGUUAUACCCCCCGCUCGCUCUCCAUUAAAUCCCCCCAAUUCUCUUCUCUCUCUCUCUCUCUGAAAUUCCUGUCCAGUUUUCACUAAAUUCAGACCAAAACGAUUUCUGAGAUGCCGGCGACGACGGAGGAGAAAGGCAAUGACGGACACGAAGGCGCAAACCUCCAUGAUCGACGAGGUCUACGAAUUCUGGGCGCCGCGAUUCUUCGAUUUUAUGAAGGAGGAGAGCGACGCCGACAAGAACAAAGCCGAGCAGUUCGACUCCACUCCGCUCGCCCCUACGCCUCUUCCCCUUUCAUGUCUAGAAUCAAGACUGGUAGAUCCUUUACAGUAGAGAGCAUGUGCGACUUUACUGAAGCAGAACAUAUGCAGAAGAACCUUGAAUCAUCCUCUGAUUUAAAAGCUGCUGAUGAAACUAAGGCUGACUUGAAGAUCACUCCUGAAUUGAAGGAAGCUAAAGAUGAAAACAGUGCAAGACAAGCCAUUAUAAUUUCUGCUGAUAAAGUAGAGGACAAAUGCAUGAAAGAUGAUGGAAGUGUUCUGGCUGCUGCGCAGUAUCUUCCAAUAAGAGAACUGAUAUAACUAAUGAGAAGGAGAAUAGUAAUUCCAUAGCUAGUACUCCAAAGCCACCCAUGAAUUAUUCCAAGAACGGAGAUCUUCCAAGUGAUUCCAAAAA
Fragaria vesca subsp. vesca is the source of this 749-nucleotide messenger RNA. RefSeq lists its product as uncharacterized. The coding region runs from base 185 to 655 and encodes 156 amino acids. The record is from RefSeq and is a predicted model, not a curated record. Lineage: Eukaryota; Viridiplantae; Streptophyta; Magnoliopsida; Rosales; Rosaceae. The transcript has 5 exons.